AUGAAGUUCCUUGCCGGUCUCGUCCAAGCCGCCGUCGCGUCCCAAAUCGUGUUUGACAGCCACGACCCCGUCGACGAGGGAGCCGAGGGCACCACCAUCUCGAGAGAUUACGGCGCUGCCAUGCAAUUCCGCACCCCCGCGGCCGCGAACGACGCGUGCGACCCAGAAGGGCUCACCGUCGAACUUGUCACGUUUACCAUGCACACGGUCGAGACCGUGCCGCUCCUUGACGUAGCAUAA
Aphanomyces invadans is the source of this 240-nucleotide messenger RNA. RefSeq lists its product as hypothetical. The transcript has 2 exons. The coding region runs from base 1 to 240 and encodes 79 amino acids. NCBI's taxonomy places the organism in Eukaryota, Oomycota, Saprolegniomycetes, Saprolegniales, Verrucalvaceae. The record is from RefSeq and is a predicted model, not a curated record.